GCAUAAAUGAGAUAUAAACCACCUCAUCAUUACAGCAGUAGAACCCACUAGUAACUACCAGAUGGAAGAUCUCGGGGUCUCAACUCGCGACAUGCAGUGCUAUGCGAGAACGAUGGGUGAAACUCUGGCGACGUUGCAUUGGUUUGGGGAGGUCGAUGCGAAUGAUAUCGAGUUCGUUCUCUUUCGAUUGUUGUCGGUCGAUGUCGAUGGAUCUGGAUGGCGUCCAGCAGGCUGUUACUGCCUUCUGGCGAAACGACCCUUUUUAUCCUCGGGCGCAAACGGAUCUGUGGGCUGGUUUUCGGGAGCAAUAUCUGAAAACUACACAAGAUAGUGCAUCCGCAUCUACGUUUCCAGAGGAGCGACUGGUCCUGGCUCUGCUAUUCAUUGGGCUCAUUGAGGGGAGGGCCAGAGACUCCUGUGAAGGGGUUCUUGGGUCACAGUGAAUGUUACUUGGUGCUAUUCACUGCACAUAACAAAUCCCUUCCCUCCGAGUGUUACUAGUACGUAGCUUGAGGGAUUUUGUCUUAUACUCUCCAGCUCUCCCUUCUCCCUACCCGUCCAAGACACGGCUUCAAGACGUCUUCACCUCGUUGAGGGCAAAGCAAGAAAACCUCUAUUACGUCCCGAGCCAACGCCAUCCAAGAU
Aspergillus heteromorphus CBS 117.55 is the source of this 645-nucleotide messenger RNA. RefSeq lists its product as uncharacterized. The transcript has a single exon. The record is from RefSeq and is a predicted model, not a curated record. NCBI's taxonomy places the organism in Eukaryota, Fungi, Ascomycota, Eurotiomycetes, Eurotiales, Aspergillaceae. The coding region runs from base 102 to 443 and encodes 113 amino acids.